Dreissena polymorpha is the source of this 1813-nucleotide messenger RNA. Its product is annotated as monocarboxylate transporter 12-like. The record is from RefSeq and is a predicted model, not a curated record. Lineage: Eukaryota; Metazoa; Mollusca; Bivalvia; Myida; Dreissenidae. Gene Ontology annotation, molecular function: monocarboxylic acid transmembrane transporter activity. Gene Ontology annotation, biological process: transmembrane transport; monocarboxylic acid transport. The coding region runs from base 118 to 1530 and encodes 470 amino acids. The transcript has 4 exons.
GCCGCCUUUUUGUUGAACCUUCUGAUCGGUGGCGCUGUGAACACAUUCGGGGUCCUCUACGUCGCGUUACUGGAGUCCCACAAACAGGGCUCGGGGCCAACUGCCUGGGUGGGAUCAAUGGCUAAUGCCAUGGGAUUAUUGCUAGGCCCUCUAUCCAGCGCGUUGAGCUCGCGGUUCUCGUGCCGUUCUAUGGUGGUGGUGGGUGGGGUACUUAUUGCGGCUGGAUGGUGCAUCACGGGAUACAUGCCCCGGAUAGAGUACAUGUUCAUCACAUACGGGCUUCUGGCAGGUAUUGGAAAGUCCUUGGCGUAUACACCAAGCAUAGUGAUGGUUGGCAAAUGGUUCAACCGAAGGCGUUCAUUGGCAAACGGAAUAACCCUCUCUGGUGUCGGUGUCGGUACCUUCGCCUUCGCUCCGCUACUUGAAGCACUACUUACGAAAUACAGCUUUUCCGGCACGAUGCUGAUAAUGGGCGGAGUCAUGUUAAAUGUCAGCGUCUGUGGACUGUUUUUUCUUCCAGUUCCCUCCAAAAUUACGACAAGAAAGAAGCAAACGGUUUUAAUAAACGGUAAUUGUGAGGAAAUGUCAACCAAAAAAUGCGACGCUAACUCUAAUAAUUAUUUUCAACACGAACAAGCAAUGAACACAAACGGAAAUAUGAAGGACAGCAAUAGUAUUUCUAGUUCAAAAUCAGUUCCUGCCAAAGAGGCUAGUUAUGUGCCAGCAUCCAAAUUUGUCCUUAAAGAUUAUAUUGAUUACACACUUUUGAAAAACCUGUCUUUCAUUAGUGUUGGAAUCUCUGUUUUGCUCGCUCCUCUCGGCCAAUCACCUGCGUUCAUGAUGUUACCUUCCCUUGCUGCGCAAAACAACAUACCCGCCCAGAAAUCUGCCUUCCUGCUGUCAAUCACUGGAAUAGCCGAUAUUAUUGGUCGACUCACAUUUGGAGCGAUUUGUGACAUAACAUACCUGAGAAAUAACCGUAAAUACGUGUAUGUAGCUUCUAUUUUCAUAAGUGGCGUCGCCAGUGGUGUCUGCGGGUUUGCCCAUACGUACUGGCACUUCGCGACUUACGCCGUUGUGUUUGGCCUCUUUGGGGGUUCCUACCAUGCCUUGACCCCUGUGAUACUCGUGGACCUUUUAGGGGCCGAUAAACUGUCGAGCUCCUUUGGCAUCGCCCUUCUGUUCCAAGGAAUUGGCUAUCUAGUAGGACCUCCUCUUGCAGGCCUGAUCAGCGACGCCAUGGGUGGGUACCAGUCUGCGUUUUUCUUCGCCGGAAUAGCGUCAGUUCUCAGCUCCAUAAUCAUGAAUGUUCCCUCAAUAAAACCCUGCUGGGAUCGGUGUAUUAAGCAACAACACCUGAAAGUCACUGAGCAACAACGCGAGAACGUCAUAGUCGAUGCUCGAGAAAUCACAAAUACAAAUAUCGACGGAAACCCCGUUUGUAUUAGUUAUGUUAGUAACAGUGAAACGUUGAAAGGAUGCAGAUCGGUUACAUCUACAAACGGGCAUGACACGCUCGGUUAUGUAUAAAUGUGAAACAGAAUGAAAUAACAUCUGGAAAAUCGUCAUACAUACAUACAUGGUUUUGAUGCAUGUCUUUUAAAAGAUGAACGUCGUGAAAACAGUCGAACAAAAUAUAGCCCGAUGUGUAUACUUAGAAUGAUACCAAUACAGUUAAUAGUAAUACAUCAAGUCGGAAUUAUUUCAUUCUAGAUUGCAGUAUGUUGUUGUUGUUUUUUUUUUGGGGGGGGGGGGUUUAAAUAAUAUUUUUAUAUUGAUUUGUAUGUGUAUGAAUUAAAUUAUCCGGAUUCAU